Molecule: messenger RNA, 477 nt
Organism: Acanthoscelides obtectus
Lineage: Eukaryota; Metazoa; Arthropoda; Insecta; Coleoptera; Chrysomelidae
Source: the annotation of a GenBank genome assembly
AUGACUCAACAUGUUUUCCUUGUUUCAGUUCCUCCAGAGAAGAUACACAUCUACGAUGAUAAUCGAUUAGACAAAUCUGUACUUCUUGGACCUUAUAACGAGGGCGCUACUGUCAACCUACUUUGUGUGGUUAGAGGAGGUCGCCCAAAGCCAAAAGUGAUAUGGUACCUAGAAAACACAGUCAUAGAUGAUUCGUACGAGGUACGACCAGAUGGAUUCGUGCACAAUCAUCUAACAUUUCCCAACGUGGGCAGACAGCAUUUGCACGCCCGUUUGAUCUGCCAAGCCAGCAACACCAACAUCGUACCCCCUAUGACUAAAGCAGCUGUUUUAGAUGUCAAUCGUAAGUGUAUAUCGAGUGUGCAAAAAAUUAGCCUUCUUAAUAUGGUUGCAAGCAGUUGUGUAGAAGAGGUCGUUGUCCAGCGAUUUGCCCAUAUACUCGUAUUAAACAAUCUACCCGACAUUACCCAUAAAUGA